Messenger RNA from Hydatigera taeniaeformis, 306 nucleotides. Lineage: Eukaryota; Metazoa; Platyhelminthes; Cestoda; Cyclophyllidea; Taeniidae. The record is from the annotation of a GenBank genome assembly.
ACGGUUUUCGUGUCAAAUCGAACAGCAGCGCGUCACCUAAUGUCACGCAGUUGCCACGCGACUGCUGGUAGUGGAGGUGCGGGAUCGAGAGGGGCAGCAGAAGAUGAUGAGAUAGACGGACCGGAGAUCGCACGCCUCAUGCGGCGUUUCUGGCCCCGAGAUCUCAACUUCUUCGGUGGCUCCACCGCCUCCAGCGGCUCGCGAUCCGUCCGCGAUUCACGCUCCUCCUCCACCUCCGCUCAUCGGCCUACCGUACUGAAUCUGCGAGGCACCGGUGAUGAUUGCAGGUGCCGCUACGGCGAAUAG